Molecule: messenger RNA, 6807 nt
Organism: Eimeria necatrix
Lineage: Eukaryota; Apicomplexa; Conoidasida; Eucoccidiorida; Eimeriidae
Exons: 10
Coding region: 1-6807 (2268 amino acids)
Source: RefSeq, a predicted model, not a curated record
AUGGAGGCGAGCUCCUUGAGCGCAGCGGAUCGUGAGUGGCAGCAGCUGCAGCAGCUGCAGCAGCUGCAGCAGCACGUGCAGCGGGAAGAUGCUGCGUCUGCUGCUGCUGAAGGCUGCAAGAAGCAGCAGCUGCUGCUGCAGGUGAAGCGGCAGCUGCAGCAGCGGCAGCUGCCGCUGCAGCAGCUGCUGCAGUGCGUACACGACUUGGGCCAUCUGCUGUUUGCUGCUGGGGCUGCUGCCUUUCGCCGCGGGGGGCCCCCGCUGCUGCUGCUGCGGGAUAGCCAGGCAGCAGCAACGGAGCAGCAGCAGCUGCUGCAGCAGCGCCUGGAGCUGCUGCAGCAGGAAGAGUCCAGCAGCGCAGCACAGGGAACAGCGCGGCCCGCCCCUGCUGCUGCAGCAGCAGCAGCAGCAGCUGCUGCUGCUGCUGACAAGACUCCGUGUCCUUACAGCUUAGUGGGCGGCUCUAUACCUUCUCAGUGCUUCGUGCUGCUGCUGGAUUUGCUGCUGCAGCAGCAGCACGUGUUGGUGAGGGCUGGGGUGUACAGGCAGCUGCACCGCUGCAGCCACCUGCUGCCUGCGCUGCUGCUGCCGACGCAAGAUGCUGCUGCUGCUCUGGUGCGGCAGCAGCUGCUGCUGCUGCUGCAGCAGCAGCAGCACCCCCAAGUCAGGCUCAUAGGACUCGCGCUGCUGCGGAAGGCCCCUGCCCUCGUGCUGCAGGAGCCCCAUUUGCUGUGGCUGCUGCUGCAGCAUCUCUUUGGCUUCUGGGGAGCAGCGCCACCAGCAGCAGCAGCAGCAGCAGCUGCUGCUGCUGCUGCUGCUGUUGCUGAGGCCAAGUCGCCCCGGGGCAGCCUCACGUCCAGCAGGAGUGCAAGCGACAGCAGCCAUGACGGCAGCAGCAGCAGCAGCAGCAGCAGCAGCAGCAGCGCGAGGAAGCAGCUGUACACGCCCACUGCUGCUGCUACAACGGAAGCUGCUGCUGCUCUUGCUGCUGUUGCUGCUGUUGUCCCUUACCUGCCUGGCGACUUAUGCGUGUCUGUGCUGCGGCUCUCUCUUGCUGCUGUUUUGCCUUCUGCUGCAGCAGAGCAGCAGCAGCAGCUGCUGCAGCAGGCCGCGCAGCUGCAGCGCCACGCAGCCGCACUGGGGGAGGCCGCGCCGGCAGACAGUCUGCUGCAGCUGCUGCAGCAGCAGCAGCAGCAGCUGCUGCUGCAGCAGGGAGAACUGGAGAGCCUCACGCUUCUCUCGCUGCCGCCGCUGUCGCAUCGGCUGUCUCUUCUUGCUGCUGCCUUUGGCUGUGUCUCUCCCCUGAUUCCGGCAGUGGCGGUGUGGGCCCUGAGAGUGCUUUGGGCCCUUGCCAAUAGGUCCGCUGUUUUGCUGCAGCAGCUGCAGCUGCAGCAGCAGCAGCAACAGCAGCAGCAGCAGCAGCAGCAGCAGCAGCAGCAGCAGUUACUGGCUAGUGAAGAGGCGCCGUUUCUCUGCGUCAUCUGCAGCUGCUUGCGAGCAGCUUCACAGCUUGCCCUCACCAGCCCUUUUUUGGCCCCCUUGCAGGUUAGCUGCCUGAGAAGCGUGAUGGCAGGGCCCGAUUUGUUUAAAGGAAGCAGCACUGCGUCAGCAGCAGCAGCAUCGACGGAGCAGGGCCCUUUGUCGGUGGCAGCAGCAGCAGCGCAGCAGCUGCUGCUGCUGCAGCAGCAGCACUUAGUGAUAAUUGCGGGGCCCCACUGCGCCCUUGCCCAUUCUGCGCGUGGAUUGCCAGGACUGCCUGCUGCUGCUCUGUGCUGCUGCUGCUGCUGCUCACCUGCUGCUGCUGAAAGCGCUGCAGCAGGCAGCGGCGCCAGCGAAGCCAGCAGCAGCAGCGGCAGCAGCAGCAGAAGCAACAGCAGCAGCAGCAGCAGCAGCAGCAGCAGCAGCGGCAGCGGCGACUGGAAAAAGCUGCUGAAAGCCCGCCUUGCACGUGCUGCAGCGUCAAGAGGCUCAGGCCGGGAAACUGCAGCCUCAGCAGCAGCAGCUGCUGCUGCUGCUGGUGCAAGUGUGCAGCAGCAACAGCAACAGCAGCAGCAGCAGCAGCACUUGGACCCUCCUGUACCGGUCUCAGCAGCAACAGCAGCAGCAGCAACGCUUUGCCUCAUCUCGGAGGAAGAAGUCGUGGGUUGGCUGCGUCAAGCUGCUGCUGCUGGGGAUGCUGCUGCUGCUGCUGCUCUUUUGGCAAUCCUUAGUGCGGCGCUGCAGCAGCGACCCAGUUGCUCCUGCUGCCGCUGCUGCCGCCACGGCCAGCAGCAGCAGCAGCAGCAGCAGCAGCAGCAGCAACAACAACAGACAGAGCAGCAAAAUGUGGGCUCAGCCCCUCAGCAAACGCAACAAAGUGUGCGGCGGCUGCGACGCAGCUCUAUGAGUGACGCCGUUGCUGCUGCAGCAGCUCCAGCAGCAGCAGCAGCAGGCGUUGCUGCUGCUGCUGCUGCUGCGCCCUCAUCUGCCUCUGCGCCUGCGGCUGGAAGUCCACCGGCGAGAGCUGCAGCAGCAAGUAGUAUCCAGCCAGCCUCUCUUCAAAGCUCAACAAGCCCUGCAGCAGCAGCAGCAGCAGCUGCUGCUGCUGCUGCUGCUGCAGGCACCAUCCACACAGCAGCAGAUGCAAUUUCUACUUUGCUGACUCUCGCGAAGUCGCUGCCUCUCCGUGGCCUUCAGCAACAGCAGCAGCCCAGGCAGCAGCAGCAGCUGCUGCUGCUGCGAAAUGAACAGGACCAGAACCCGUUGGAGCAGCAGCAGCAGCAGCAGCAGCAAACAGAGCAGACGCAGCAGCAAGGGCAGAUGGAAGAGGGCGAGGUGCUGCCUGCUGCAUCUCUGUUUAGCGAUACUCAGCAGCCGCAGCAACAGCAGCAGCAGCAGCAGCAGCACGAACAGCAGCAGCUGCAGCGCCAGCAGCAGCAGCAAAGUGGGCAGUGUAGCGACAGCAGCAAUACAAAGCGCAUGCGAGACGUCGCUAUGCUCCCUAGGUACCCGCCGCCAGCAGCAGCAACAGCAGCAGCAGCGGCAGCUAAUGCCAAAGUGGACAUACCAUCUGCUGCGCGGGCUCUUGUUGAGCUGCGCUGCUGCCUUCUUCCCUUGGAAGGUUUCUGCAGCAGCAGCAGCAGCAGCAGCAAAAGCAGCAGCACCAAAAGCAGCAGUGGCGAAAGUGUGAAUGAUCUGCAGCAGCAGCUGCUGCUGCCACUUGUGAGGUCUCAGCAGCAGCCGCCGCAGGUUCGUGUUCUGGCUGCUAUGGUGGCUUGCCAGCUUGUGGCUCAGCAGCAGCAGCAGCAUCAGCAGCAGCAGCAGCAGCAGCAUCAGCAGCAGCACCCUCCCACAGGCGGUGCGGACAAUGGAAGCAGCAGCAGCAAAAGCGCUGACGAAAUGGCUUUGCUGGUCUUUGACGCACUCAAAGUUUUGCUGCUGUGGCUGCGCAGCAGCAGCAGCAGCAGCAGCAGCAGCAGCAGCAGUUACACCAGCGUCACAAGGGGCCCCACAAGUGUCCACACACCGGAAGGCCAACGGGAGGCCCUCGCUCUCUGCGUUUCUCGGUGUCUUGCUGUUGUCCACAAGCAGCAGCCCCUUCUAGCCAGCCAACUGGCAGAGAGGCUGCUGCCGCCUGCAGAAGCAGCAGCAGCAGCAGCAGCAGCUACAGCAGCAGAAGCGGGCAGCAGCAGUAUCCCUGCUGCUGCUGCUGCUGGCGUUGCUGCACUAGACCAACAGCAAACGGCGCCAGAGCAGCAGUGCCAGCAGCAGCAGCAGCAGCAGCAGCAGCAGCUGCUGCUGCUGCGCACUGUCACUCUGCCUCAAGACGGGUCUCUACCUCUUGCUGCGCUGCCGCUGCUUCCACUGUCUGUGCUGCGCAACUUGCUGCUGCUGCCAGUGGCUGCUGCUGCACCGCCAGGGGCAGCAGCAGCAAGAGCACUGCAGCAGCACCUCAGCGCCUGUCCAGCCUCUUUCACAUCUCUGCAGCAACAGAGUUGCGCCAGAAGCAGCAGCAACAGCAGCAGCAGCAGCAACAGCAGCAGCAGCAGCAGCAGCAGCAAGUUGUUAGUCCUGCUAGAUCUGCAAUCUCCCACGCUGGCGAGGCACUUCAAAAGCUGCUUCGCGCCGGCCCUUCAGGGGCCCCGCUGCUUUGUGCUGCUGCAGCAGCAGCAGCAGCACUUCAACGGCUGCGUCUCCUGGAGCUUGAGGACAGCAGCAGCAGCAGCAGCAACAGUGCAGCAGCAGCAAGAAGCCGCUGAAGCUGUGCAGCAGCACUUCGAGUGGAUACGCACUUACCGCUCAGCGCUGCUGCUCAUGCUGCAGCAGCUGCUGCUGCAGCACAGGCUUCUCCGGGCAGCAGCAGCUGCCGACGCGCCCAAGCCUACAGCAGCAGCAGCAGCAGCAAUUGCUGCUGCUGCUGCUACUGUUCAUUCAGGCCAAAUGCCCCUUAAUGUCGUGUACAGGGCAGCAAUUUGUGCUGCUGUUACGGGGCUGCAGCACUCUGCUGCUGCUGCUGCGCUGCAUGCAGUGGCCCGCAGUGCUGCUGCUGCUGCUUCGCAGUCGUGGCUGGGGGCAGUGGCCCUUGCUGUUGAGGCUGAGGCGGCUGCUGCUGGGCUGAAAGCAGCAGCAGCAGCAGCAGCGGCAGCUGCUGCUGCUGCUGCAGAGACAACAGCAACAACAGCAAGUGAGGAGCUGGUUUCCGCUCUUGCUGCUGCGGUGCGCCGCGCCCACUGUUGCUGGAGGGACUGUUUGCUGCUGCUGCAGCAGCACCGCAGCAGCAGACGCAUGCAGCAGCCGCGCAGCUGCAGCAGCCCCCCGCCUUUGCCGCCCUUAGCAGCUUUCGUCAAGGGCCGCAUGCAGCUGCUUUCUCUGCUGCACUCCUUUGCUGCUUUCGCACUCGAGGGGCUACGCCAUGCAGCCAGCAGCAGCAGCAGCAGCAGCAGCAGCAGCAGCAGCGAGGGUCCGCGGUGCUCGCAGGCAGCAAACGGCGGUCCUGAGUUUGCUUCAGAGCCAAAGAGUGCCCCUGAGGCCGCUGCUGCUGCUGCUGCUGCUGCUGCUGCUGCUGCUGCUGCUGUUACUGAUGAUGUCUUUUCUGCCCGCUGCCGAGAGCUGCAGAACUUGCGGGAGGCAGCUAAGACGGCUUUGUACUCCUUUCAGAGCCAGCUGCAGCUGAUGCGCAGCUGCUGCCAAACCACGAAGCGGCUGCUGCUGCUGCAGUGCUGCUGCUGCCGCACAGCUCUGCUGCUGGCGUCCUUUUGUUUGCUGCGCGUGCUUCUCUGGAAACAGAAGCAGCUCAAGCGGCAGCAGCAGCUGCAGCAGCAGCUGCAGCAGCAAGGGGGCCACAGGGACAAGCUCGCAAGCGCGAUUGCCUCCAGCAGCAGCAGCAGCAGCAGCAGCAGCAGCGAAGACAGUGCCUCGCUGCUGCUGCAGGCCAUUGGCGAGCUAGACACAGUAAUAGAAGGGCUGCAGCAAGGCCUCCAGGGCAUCAGCAGCAGCAAUGCUGCUGCUGUUGACCUGCGGGGUCUGUGGCUGUGCGCGUGUGCUGCUGCUCCUGCUGCAGCAAAGCAGCACUUCCUGGCAGCAGUACGCAGCAGCAGCAGCAGCAGCCGCUGCAGAAGGAGCAGCACAGGCGGAGCAGAAAAGCCCAGUGAACUGCCCAAAGCUGGCAGCAGCAGCUGCGAUGGCAGCAGCAGCAGCAGCAGCAGCAGCAGCAGCAGCAGCUGCGCUGCCUCUGCAGCCAAAACACCAGCGAGGCCUUACUACUUCUAUGAAGAGCUGCUGCCGCUGCUGACGUGGCGGCAGCUGCCAGACCCAGCAACCAAGAAAGCAGCAGCAGCAGCAGCAGCAGCAGCAGCAGCAGCAGCAGCAGACCAGGAAGAAGAUCCAACAAAAGGACUUCCUGCAUCCCUUCUGCGAUGGCUGCUGCUGCUGCUGCAGCAGCUUGCCUGCUGCAGCUGGCCGUUGCCUCCCCGCAUAUUUUCUGCUGCUCCGCUUCCUUGGGUUGCUGCUCAGGCAGUCGUGGAGGGAGACCCGCUGCUGCUGCAGCCGCUGCUGCUGCAGCAGCAAACCUUGCAGCAGCAGCAGCAGCAGCAGCAGCAGCAAGGGCUUCUCCCGUGUCUCUCCUCUGUCUCCUUGCUGCAGGCAGCAGCAAGGCGCCUCGACAAUUUGCUGCCAGUCAUUUCCGUCUACGCGGAGCUGCGCGGGGCACCGCCGCUAGCUGCGGCGCUGCAGCCGCUGCACGCCCGCAGCAGCAGCAGCAGCACCGCCACCACCACCCCGCUGCCAGCAGCAGCAGCAGCAGCAGCAGCAGCAGCAGCAGCAGCAGCAGCUUUGGUGGCGUGUCAGUUGCUGCUGCUUGCUUCGCCCCAGGCUGAAACGCUGCAGUCCUGGCAGUGGCUGGAGCUGAUCUUUUCUUUUGCUGAGGGCGGCGCGGAGGCCCGCGAGGAAUUCAUUCGCCCCUGGCGGCCCCACAAAGACCCCAAGCGUGUGGAGUUGCGCCGUUUUUUGGUCCCCGUGAUUCAGCCCUUCGUAGCAUCCAACAACAACAGCAGCAGCAGCAGCAGCAGCAGCAGCAGCAAGCCGAGCGGGAGGGUGGAGGCGCUUCGCUGGGGGCAGCAGGGAGUGGCUGGGCAGUGGCUGGAGUCCCCAGUGGUGCGGCACCGCUGCUGCCUUGCUGCAAGCAGCAGCAGCAGCAGCAGCAGCAGCAGCAGCACGCUGUGCGUGGUGGUGGAGGCGAGGCCUCUUGACGGCAGCCUGAAGCCCCUGGGGGAGGUUUCCCAGACAGGGGUGGUGGCGGACCAGCCGGAGCUGCAGGCCCUCGACCUCUGA